Molecule: messenger RNA, 1050 nt
Organism: Phytophthora nicotianae INRA-310
Lineage: Eukaryota; Oomycota; Peronosporomycetes; Peronosporales; Peronosporaceae
Exons: 1
Coding region: 1-1050 (349 amino acids)
Biological process (GO): water transport; glycerol transmembrane transport
Cellular component (GO): plasma membrane
Molecular function (GO): water channel activity; glycerol channel activity
Source: RefSeq, a predicted model, not a curated record
AUGGAGGAACCAAGUUUCGUCAACAGCGGUCAGUACGUCCACGAUCUCAUCGAGAGAUCCGGGCACCAUAGUGGUGGUGGUAAAACGCCCAAACUGAGCCGCUACCCGUCAACUCCGCACACGCCGAUGCACCGCCGGCCAGGACAGGCACCAUACAACUUCGCCAAUACGCCGUACACCCCUCGACGCCGCAAUGCUUCCAUGCACUCAGUGCUCCACCAGACGAACCGCAGCCAGAUAUGGCUAGCAGACGACAAGACCAGGAAGCUGCCAAUUAUACUGAAGAGUGUACAUCUACGCGAAUGUCUCGCCGAGUUCCUAGGCACGUUCAUGCUCUGUGUCUUCGGCCUCGGUGUGAAUAACCAAGUCGCCCUGUCAAAAGGAGACAAUGGAUCAUGGUUGAGUAUCAACAUUUGCUGGGGUAUCGCUCUACUCAUGGGGGUCUACAUCGCGGAAGGAGUCAGCGGCGCACACCUCAACACGGCCGUGACCUUCACACACGCAAUGUUUGGCCGUAUCCCAUGGUGGAAAUUGCCUGGAUACGCAUUCGCACAGACAUUCGGCGCGUUUGUGGGGGCCGGACUGAUCUACAUCUACCAGUAUCAAAACAUCAUGGAAGAGGAUCCGCACAAGAUGGCUAUGCACGCCAACUUUGCGACGUAUCCGAACGAGAACAUCUCCAACCUUACUGCGUUUUACAGCGAGGCGCUGGCUACGGGGUUACUCCUUAUAGCAAUCUACGCUAUCACUGAUGAGCGUAACCGCGGUGCAGGGACGGUUGGUACCCCGUUUGCUUUUUCUCUGCUCUUCAUGGGGCUUGGAAUGGCAUUCGGCAUGAACACUGGAUACGCUUUGAACCCAGCCCGGGACUUUGGUCCGCGACUGCUGACGUUCUUUGCUGGUUUCGGCUCCAAGGUGUUUAGUAGCAGAAACUACUACUUUUGGAUCCCAAUCUUCGGACCAAUGUUGGGUGGUGUCAUCGGCGCUGGAGCCUACAUUUUGCUGGUGCAAAUCCAACACGAUGUUGAAGACGACGACGAAGACGUGUAG